Molecule: messenger RNA, 570 nt
Organism: Oikopleura dioica
Lineage: Eukaryota; Metazoa; Chordata; Appendicularia; Copelata; Oikopleuridae
Source: the annotation of a GenBank genome assembly
AUGAGAAUGAAUGAAUUAUCUCCAGCGGAAAUUUAUGCGAAGAUUGGUCUAAGAGCGCCACCUCUCCCUUGGCACUUGCAAAUCGAGUACUCUCGGUCAACGAAAUCGAAAUACUCCUUCGAAGAGUUCAACUCCCAGCAGCACAAAACGAGGCUUCAAACUUUCCAGCGACGAACUGGUGUCGUCCAUGAUGCAUCGGCGGUGAAAUCGCAAGUUAAACAUGUGCGACGAACUCGGAGUGCGGAUAAAUCCAGGUCAAGGCAAAAUGGAGAAGUUGAGGAAGAAGAUGAGUCGGAUUUUGUGGACUCCUGGCGUUUUAACACUGCUCAAAAGGAAAUCGGCGAAGAAGAAGAAAGGCUUUUCUUAUUGCAACGAGCGGAAAUCGAGUUCUUAGAGUACAGAAAGUGCCAAAGCCUAACCGCUUCUCCAGCUCAUACCCAUAAUGGCUUAGAAUGCUCGACGCCGAGAAAUAACUCAAUAGGAACCGAAACGGUUCAGAAACCGAAGAAACGUGGCCCACUGAACUUUCGUCCAUUCAAAAAAAGCGUUCGAAAGCAGCAGCUUUGUUGA